CUAUUAUAUUAGAAAGAACAAAGAGUAUGAAGAAUUGAAUAUUUCCAUAAAUGAAGGUACCUGGCAGUUAGAUUCUAUAUCAAUUCCUUUAAAGAUAGCUGCCAGAGAGAUAGAAGGGUUAAAAUUAACAGUAGCAGAAAAAAUUAAUGCUGGGUCUAAAAAAAGAAUCAAGGAACAAAGUAAAGCUCCGCAUGAGCCAGCUUGA
Molecule: messenger RNA, 205 nt
Organism: Entrophospora candida
Lineage: Eukaryota; Fungi; Glomeromycota; Glomeromycetes; Entrophosporales; Entrophosporaceae
Source: the annotation of a GenBank genome assembly